UGUACUUGUACUAGUGUGUACUUGUACUGGUGUGUACUUGUACUAGUGUACUUGUACUAGUGUGGUAAAUGAUGACGUGGUGAUGAAGCCGACCAAUCAGCAACGUCCUGGAGACAUAAAUACACCGACCGCAGUUUAUGGCUCUUUAUGAAUGAAGUCGUCUCACACGGGUGACUGAAUCAACCUCACGACCCCCAUGCUGACCCUCACGACCCCCAUGCUGACCCUCACGACCCCCAUGCUGACCCUCACGACCCCCAUGCUGACCCUCACGACCCCCAUGCUGAACCUCACGACCCCCAUGCUGACCCUCACGACCCCCAUGCUGACCCUCACGACCCCCAUGACCCCGGUGCGCGGCGGCUGCCCCCCCGUCGGUAUCCAGCUGGAGGGCGUGAUCCUGCCCCCGCUGCUCAUCGUCGACGUGGUUCUGGGGCUCUUGGGAAACGCGGUGGCCUUGUGGAUCUUCUGCUUCAAGCUGAAGGCCUGGAACCCCAACAACCUGUUCCUGUUCAACCUGGUCAUCGCCGACUUCCUGGCCCUGGUGAGCCUGCCGCUGAGGAUCGAUGCCUUGCUCAGGGGCCACUGGGUGUUUGGAGACGGCGUGUGCCGGAUCAACCUCUUCCUGAUGUUCUCCAACCGCUCGGCCAGCAUCGCGCUCAUGACGGUGGUGGCGCUCUACCGCUACUUCAAGGUGGUCCACCCUCACCACCGGUUCAACCGCCUGACCAAGCGCCAGGCGGCGUGGGUGUCGGUGUUGGUCUGGAUGCUGGUCGCCGCCCCUCGGCUCCCCAUGCUGGCGUACGACCACAUCAAGGGCGGCGGCAACAGAACCCAGUGCUUCUUCUUCACCUCCUACGGGGAGGCGUCGCGGGCCCUCGUCGUGCUGGUCGGCACGCACCAAGUCCUGACGGUGCUGGAGUUCGUGGUGCCGGCGGCCAUGCUGCUGUUCUGCUCCGUGCGCAUCUUCAGCUUCCUGCGGCGCCGGCAGAUGGGAAAAGCGGAGAAGGUGCGCAAGGCGAUGCGGGUGUGCAUCGCCAUCGUGGUGGUGUUCACGGUGUGCUUCCUGCCCACCACGGUGGCCACCGUCGGGGUGUGGGUUGUCCGCUCGUUCCGGCCGUGGGACUGCGCCUCCUUCUACACCUUCACCCAGCUCUCCAUCGUGUCCCUGGGGCUCAACUUCCUGAACUCGGCGCUGGACCCCGUCGUCUACGUCUUCUCCAGCUCCACCUUCAGGAAGGCCCUCUGCGGCGCGCUGCCCGGCGCCCUGCCCGGCGCCCUGCGCUGCGGGGAAGACGGCGGCGACGGCGAGAACGUGGCGUCCUCGGGGACUCAAACCACCGGCCAGCAGGAGCUGAAGUCCACGAGGGCGGAAAGCGAAGCCAUGUGACCACACCACCAUUUUAAUUAUAUUUUUAGUUUAGAGGGUAUGAUUUAAAUUUGAUUGUUAAUAAUGGUUCAUUUUGUAUAAAGUACAAAUUAAACACCAACAUUUAUUUUAUAUUACCGUGUCACUCGCAAGUAAGGAAUAAAGAAAAUGUUUAUUUUUGUCUUUAUAA
This is a messenger RNA of Cyclopterus lumpus (lumpfish), 1559 nucleotides long. RefSeq names its product hydroxycarboxylic acid receptor 1-3 (gene hcar1-3). The record is from RefSeq and is a predicted model, not a curated record. Gene Ontology annotation, molecular function: G protein-coupled receptor activity. Gene Ontology annotation, cellular component: membrane. The transcript has 3 exons. NCBI's taxonomy places the organism in Eukaryota, Metazoa, Chordata, Actinopteri, Perciformes, Cyclopteridae. Gene Ontology annotation, biological process: G protein-coupled receptor signaling pathway. The coding region runs from base 197 to 1390 and encodes 397 amino acids.